Messenger RNA from Lactuca sativa (garden lettuce), 1207 nucleotides. Lineage: Eukaryota; Viridiplantae; Streptophyta; Magnoliopsida; Asterales; Asteraceae. The record is from RefSeq and is a predicted model, not a curated record.
AUGUUGCAAGGUUCAUAUGUACCCUGUUUUGCUUCGAUAUCUCGACAUUAAAAGGCAUUAAAAAAACAAAACUAACAAGCUAAAGAGAAAAAUGACUACAAAAUUGACAUAACAGUAAAUCCAAUUUGAUCAGAUGAAUUCAAACAAAAUUCCAACCAUACAUAGAAAUUCAAAGCUUACAGAAUGUCGUAGCUUCAAAAUCUAACCUGCCAAAAGCUUUAGUAUUCUUAAAAUGAUAACGAAUAAACCACAAUCUAAUAGCACCAAAAUUGCAUUAGAGAGUUUCUAAACACACGAACUCUUAUCAAAGUAUAAUGUCAAAUGUUCAAUAUACCUGUAAAUCAAUUUUGGUAUAAUGUUCAACUACUUGUCAAAAACAUAGUACCCAGUAAUCACAAGAAAAUGGAUAGUUUUUCUAAUCAUUCCAUCUAAAGUUUAAAAACUCUACCAUUAGUUCAUUCAACAAACAUUCUUCAAAACUGAUGGUUGCAUAAGGUGACCAAAAUUAAUCUAACAAAAAAAAUAUAAAAAAAUAUGGAACCCAUAUGAGAUUAAAACCCCAAAUCUGAAUAAAAACCCUAAUUUUCGGAAUUAAAUUUGUUCCCCCAGAACAAAACCAUAAGAAACUUCGUUCAAGAACAUACCAGGUCUAAGCUUUUGUCCGACGAUUUUGGUGUUGGCGUACGAAGACAUCACUAGACAAUUUCCACCAUUAACAGUGAUUAUGGAUUUUGCAAGGAGACGUGAGUUUUCUUCACCCCAUUUACACUACCAACGAAAAUGGCAACCCAAAUGAGCAAAAAGCGAAAGUUUGUAGCUGAUGGCAUGUUAUUUGUUAAACUAAAUGAGGUCCUAACAAGGGAACUUGCAGAGGAUGGUUACUCUGGUGUUGAGGUUAGGGUUACCCCUAUCCGCACAAAGAUCAUCAUCAGAGCCACUCGUACUCAAAACGUUCUUGUCGAGAAAGGAAGAAGAAUAAGGGAGUUGACCUUACUUGUUCAGAAGCGAUUCAAGUUCCCAAAAAACAAUGUGGAGCUUUAUACUGAAAGAGUUAACAACAGAGGGCUUUGUGACAUUGCCCAGGCUGAAUCUUUGUGUUACAAGCUUCUUGGAGGCCUUACUGUCCGUAGGGCUUGCUAUGGUGUUCUGAGAUUUGUGAUUGUGAGGUGAUUGUGAGUGAGAAACUUAGGGCUUAGCGUGCGAAAUC